Messenger RNA from Hyposmocoma kahamanoa, 1455 nucleotides. It is a transcript of the gene Arfip, whose product is annotated as arfaptin-2. The transcript has 7 exons. Gene Ontology annotation, biological process: intracellular protein transport; regulation of Arp2/3 complex-mediated actin nucleation. Gene Ontology annotation, molecular function: phospholipid binding; protein domain specific binding. NCBI's taxonomy places the organism in Eukaryota, Metazoa, Arthropoda, Insecta, Lepidoptera, Cosmopterigidae. The record is from RefSeq and is a predicted model, not a curated record. Gene Ontology annotation, cellular component: trans-Golgi network membrane. Bases 99 to 1088 code for a protein of 329 amino acids.
UGCCUGCUGGUUUCAAUACAAGCACCCGCGUCAAUCAACAACUUUGUAGCUUUGCAUAACAAAUAACUAUUUUCGUCAUACCGGAAAGUAAUAAUUGUAUGCGUUAUAAUUCUAAUCAGCAAUCAGAGCGAAGUAUCCACGAAAUGUUAAAAGACACGCCACCUCUGCGCGAGUCAAGCGACUCUAUUACCUCAGGAACUGAACCUAAAUUCCCCACUUCACGUUCGAUGCCUUUUCCACCUGCAUAUGCUCCUCCUGACGUGUCACAGAAUGGUGCAGCAGGAUCAAGUACCUUGCUUCGCACUGGCUCCACCAAACUGGAGACUCUGAGGAAUUGGGGUGUAUCUACUUACAAAUGUACUAAACAGAUAUUAUAUGAAAAGCUUGGGAAAAGUUCAAGGACUGUGGACACUGAAUUGGAGGCUCAAAUAGAGAUAUUACGUGAAACUCAGCGCAAAUACAAUGGAUUGCUCCGUCUGAGCUCUCAGUUAACUGCUCAGCUAGCUGCUGCAGGAGCGUCACAGAGAGCACUUGGAGAAGCAUUUGCUGAACUGGCUCAAAAGUCACCUGAAUUACAAAACCAAUUUCUCUACAAUGCUGAUACACAACGGUCUUUGACACGUAAUGGAGAGACUCUUCUUGCUGCACUGCAUUUUUUUAACAACUCUCUUAACACUCUUACUAACAAGACUAUUGAAGAUACACUACUUACUAUAAGACAGUAUGAGGCUGCAAGGGUAGAGUAUGAUGCAUAUCGCAGUGAGUUAGAAGGUAGUGGAGGGAAUCCCCCUGAAAUAUUGCUUGCUAACAUUGAGAGACACCGCCGACAUUACGAACGCUUACGUGACGACUCUGCUGUCAAACUGAAAUUACUACAUGAAAAUAGAGUGAAAGUAAUGAACAAACAAUUACUCCUCUUCCACAAUGCCGUCUCAGCGUACUUUAGUGGAAACAAUGUGGCUCUGGAGGCCGCGGUACGUCACUUCAAUAUACUUACGCCUAGUCUGUCGCCACCACCUUCCUUAGUGGCAUCUCCGACAACACCACUUCAGCCUGCAGCUCCAAAUGUUCCACCCAGAACCGUGUAGAAGAGCCUAAAUGAGAGUAAUAUGUCUAGAGGGUUAGAUCUUGGUCACAGGAUUUAUAUGCAGGAAGACUUAUUGCAAGGCAUGCUGCCAGAAUGACAGAGUAUGUGAUAUAAAAUGUAAUUUUAUAAUAAAAAUAACAUGUUAGGAGGUGCACAUAGACAACAGUGCCAUUCUCAGUACAAUAAACUUGUGAUUGCAAAGCUGUGUAUGGCCAUGCCAUAACAACAAUAGUUUCACUAUUGGUGUGCUGUUCUAGUGAUCAAGACCUAAUUAUUGUUAAUACACAGUGUUUCAAGCCAAGCAAUAUUGAUAGCCUUAAAUCAAACUGUAGCGUGACCAAUUUGACAUCGAAACACGUUUUAUGUUA